This is a messenger RNA of Priceomyces carsonii, 594 nucleotides long. RefSeq lists its product as uncharacterized. Gene Ontology annotation, molecular function: protein-lysine N-methyltransferase activity. Gene Ontology annotation, cellular component: cytoplasm. Bases 1 to 594 code for a protein of 197 amino acids. The transcript has a single exon. Lineage: Eukaryota; Fungi; Ascomycota; Pichiomycetes; Serinales; Debaryomycetaceae. The record is from RefSeq and is a predicted model, not a curated record.
AUGAUAAGGUUUUUGAUAGAAAAGUUUGAAAGCGGAGAGUUCAAGACGACAGAAGGCAAAAGAGUAAUAGAUUUAGGUACCGGAAAUGGACAUUUAUUAUUCCAACUACAUGAGGAUUUUGAAGAGGAGGGUUUAAGUAUACAAUUUGAAUACUGUGGCAUAGAUUACUCACCAGCUUCUGUGAAGUUCGCUCAGGAGAUUGCAGACAAACAGUAUUCUGAAGUUGAUGUGAAAUUUGAGCAGGCUGAUUUGUUGUUGAAAUCUUCCCCGUUUAUAGAACUGAACAAAGGAAAGUUUGAUAUUUUACUUGAUAAAGGUACUUUGGAUGCAAUUGCUUUAAACCAGAACCCACUUACGGACUUUGGAGGAAAAUUGGGAAUGGAUGUAUAUGCUUCUCAAGUUUCUCAGUUAAUGCACAAGAGCUCAGUCUUGCUAAUAACGUCCUGUAAUUUUACAGAGGAAGAACUUAUUAAAAUUAUUUCUGAAGAUAAGUCAACUGGAUUAUCAGUGUGGGAUAAGAUAAAUUAUCCAAGCAUAAAGUUUGGAGGUCAGACGGGCUCUACAAUUUGCACCAUUGCUUUCAUUAAGCAUUGA